Molecule: messenger RNA, 538 nt
Organism: Gracilinanus agilis (Agile Gracile Mouse Opossum)
Lineage: Eukaryota; Metazoa; Chordata; Mammalia; Didelphimorphia; Didelphidae
Product: metal transporter CNNM3-like
Exons: 2
Coding region: 1-411 (136 amino acids)
Biological process (GO): magnesium ion homeostasis; transport
Cellular component (GO): plasma membrane
Molecular function (GO): transmembrane transporter activity
Source: RefSeq, a predicted model, not a curated record
AUGACAGCAGCAUAUUGUUUCACAGGAAAGUCACAUCUGGCCAUUGUACAGAAGGUGAACAAUGAGGGUGAGGGAGACCCUUUCUAUGAGGUUAUGGGUCUUGUCACACUGGAGGAUGUCAUUGAAGAGAUAAUUAAAUCAGAGAUCCUAGAUGAAUCCGAUGACUAUGGAGAAAAUAAGGUGAAGAAGAAACCUACUUCUCUUAGCACACCCAUAGAACGAAAAAAGGAAGAGUUCUCCUUGUUCAAAGGAUCUGACAAUGAGUACAAAGUGAAGAUCUCCCCCCAGCUGCUCCUGGCCACCCAGCGUUUCCUCUCCCGAGGUGAGGGGAAGAGGACCCUCGACUCCUUCUUACUCACCCUGGGCUCUCCCCUGAUCAAGGGCAUGAAGAGGCACUGUCUUUGGGGGUAACUGACCAGAUAUGGAACCUCUUACCUUCUGUUUUCUGAGGCAUAAAGACUAAAGGAGAGGUACUGGGACUCUCCCACUACAACCCCAUUCACAAUUCACAGGGAAAUUCUUGUGUUCUGAGCAAAUA